AUGGUUCAUACCAAAAGAGAUCUCAUUGCUGAGACCCGCUGUUUCAUAGAGGCCAUAGAUCCUCAAAUCUGGCUCAGAAAUCACCAGCAGCAGCAGCUGGUGCACAGGCAGGAAGAUGUUGAAUGGUAUCAUCAGAAACCUGUUCUGUCCCCGGUGGAUUCUCACCCUUGCUUGCUCUUGAGGAUGCUCUCCAUGGGGGCUGCGAUGACGUCCCAGAUGUGGAGGCUGACAUGGGUCAUCCUACUGAUGGGGCUCCGGCUCACAGAAGCAGUCGACUAUGCAGAGGCCAGGACAGUGACGGCGUUCCCCGACAUUACAAAUCUGAUCGUGACUACAGUUCAAGCGAAUCCGGACCAUCGGUCCACGAUCUGCAGCACAUGGGGAAAUUUCCACUUCAAGACCUUUGAUGGUCAUUUCUUUCAAGCGCCGGACACAUGCAACUAUAUUCUGGCCGGCUUGUGCAAGCCAGAGGACCAUUCUGAUUUUAACAUUAAAAUUCAAGGAAAGAUUGUAAAUAAUUUAGUCACUUUCGGCAAGAUCACCGUAGAUUUUCAGGGGACAGUCAUUGAACUCACCAACAACAAUAUUACUAUGGACCAACAAGAGUUGUAUAAUGCAACUCUCAAGAAUGGAAUUACAGUCAUGAUGACUACGUCAAGUGUUAAGAUCUCUAACAAUCAUGGGGUGAAUGUCUUUUGGGAGAAGGACCAAUCAUUAUUGAUUGAACUUCCAGAAAAGUACCAAAAUCAGACCUGUGGACUUUGUGGAAACUUCAAUGGCGACAAGACUGAUGAUUCAUUCGACAACGAUUUGGCUAAUUGGAAAGUGAAUCCAUUGGAAUCCUGCGAGGUCGGCAAAAUUCAUUCUAAUGAUCUGUGCCAAAACCAGACAAGCAUUUGCCAGCUGUAUCUCAGCAGUCCGGGGUUUAGUGACUGUUACAGUGUGAUGGACAUGAGUUCAUUUGAAGAAGCCUGUGUAAACGACCUGUGUCAGUGCUAUGGCAAUCAAGACUGUCUCUGCAACACACUCACAGAGAUUUCACGACAAUGCGCUCAUUCUGGAGGAAAUCCAGGAACGUGGAGGACUGAACAGCUCUGUCCAAAAACAUGUCCUCUGAACCUGCUACACAUGGAGUGUGGGAGUCCGUGCAAAAACACCUGCUCAGAUCCAGAUGCACGCGAACUGUGUAAAGAACACUGUGUGGACGGCUGUUUCUGCCCUUUUGAUCUGGUUGAGGAUGACAUCGGUCAGAGCGGCUGUGUUCCUGUGGACGAGUGCCCUUGUGUGCACGACGGCAUGGUAUAUCAAUCAGGAGAGUCUUACGAGCAAGCUUGCAAAAAAUGUAAUUGCACUGCAGGACGCUGGACUUGUACGUACCUGAAAUGUCCCGGAAUCUGCUCGGUUGUUGGAGGUUCUCACAUCACAACCUAUGAUGGAAAGACCUUCACCUUCAGCGGCAACUGUGACUACAUCUUCACUAAGCACACUAAUGACAGUGACAUUGCGGUUGUGGGAAAUCUGGCACAGUGUGAUUGGGCCCGAUCAGACACAUGUCUAAAUUCAGUUACCCUUGUCAUCUCAGAGACCACUAUUAGUUUUUCCUCCAAUGGUGUUGUGACACUGAACGGAAGCAGACCAUAUAAGCUGCCUGCCACCUCAGGUCCUGUUAGCAUCUUCCAGCCCUCUUCCUCUUUCAUCAUUGCUGAUAUGAAGAGUCUCCGUCUAGAGAUCCAGUUGGCUCCAGUCAUGCAGAUGUAUAUUGUAGCCAGCACUGAAGAGAAAGGGAAGAUGACUGGUCUAUGUGGAAACUACAAUGAUGUCCAAUUAGAUGACUUCAAAACAGAGUUGGGCAUUAAAGAGGACACACCAAUACCCUUUGUCAACUAUUGGAAAAACCUAAACAGUUGUCCAAAUCUUGAAAACACAUUUGACAACCCCUGUAGUAUGCAUUCGGACAUAGAGAAUGCAGCUAAAAACUGGUGUUCCCAUCUAACGAACCCUAUUGGGCUAUUUUCUGCAUGUCAUUUAGAAAUAUCUCCUAACAUUUACUACAAGUGGUGUGUCUAUGACACCUGCAAAUGUGCAGAUAUUAGGAAGUGUAUGUGUGCAGCCGUGUCCAACUAUGCCCACGCCUGUGCUGCCAGAGGAAUCAUUAUCCAGGGCUGGAUGGAUUCUGAACCCUGUGUGACUAAGUGUUCAGGCAACAUGAAGUACUCCUAUGGCAUGUCCAGCUGUGACAGCACCUGCCGCUCUCUCAGUGAAGAAGAUGACACCUGCAAAGGGUCCUUUACACCUGUAGAUGGUUGUGCAUGUCCUAAAGAUACCUACCUCAAUGAUGAGAACAUAUGCGUGACUGCUGACCGGUGUCCUUGUUACAGUGGCAACCGGGUCAUAAAGCCAUCAGAAAUAAUCUACAAAAAUGGUGUCAAAUGCACCUGCAACCUUGGCAAAUUGCACUGCUCCAGUGAAAUAGGUUGUGUGCAUCCAAUGAUCUUCUUCAACUGCUCGGCUGAACAAGGAAAUAAAGGGACAGAAUGUCAGGGGACAUGUGAGAAACAAGACCCCAGCAACUGUGUGAGUACAUGGUGUGUAUCAGGGUGUAUGUGUCCAGAUGGCCUUCUGGCUGAUGGAAAAGGUGGGUGUGUGGAGAGGAAAAACUGCCCCUGUGUCCACAAUGGACUCAGCUAUUCACCUGGAGAGCAAGUUCAAGAGGACUGUAACACCUGCACAUGCACAGAUGGGAUGUGGAAUUGUACACAAAAGGCAUGCUAUGGCACCUGUACUAUCUAUGGUGAAGGUCAUUUCAGGACUUUUGAUGGCAAAAGUUACUCCCUCUACAGAGAAUGCAAACACACUAUUGCUCGUGAUAAUUGCAAUAUGGACCAGACUCUCUCCUUCAGCCUUGUCACACAGAACAAACUCUGUGAGACCACCAACACCAUCUGCAAGUCUAUCAGUCUCUUAUUUGGGAGAUAUGAAAUACUUUUAUCGGAGGAUGGAGUCAAAGUUCUUGAAGGCAAUGGCACUGAUUACCAAUAUCAGAUCCAUUCCGCUGGGAUAUAUAUUGUCACAGAGGUCAAAGGCCUUUUGAACUUAAUCUGGGACAACAAAACCAGUUUGAUGCUCCAAGUCGAUCCCAAAUUUAAGGGCAAGGUGUGUGGACUGUGUGGAGACUUCGAUGGUAAUGCAAACAAUGACUUUAAGAAGCACAAUGGGGAAGUGGUGACAGAUUCAAUCGAUUUUGGAGAUAGCUGGAGGGUGGAUCCCAACUGCCCAGAUGUGACAAACUCGAUAGACUUUUGUAAAGUAAAUCAACAUCGGAGUGCCUGGGCUGAAAAGCGGUGCACCAUCAUAAGGAGCGAUGUCUUUGAAGACUGCCAUGCACUUGUGGAUUCUGGCCCAUACUUUGAUGCCUGUGUAAGGGACACCUGUGCAUGUGACAGUGGGGGGGACUGUGAUUGUUUCUGCACUGCAGUGGCAGCUUAUGCUGCUGAAUGCCGUAAAAAAGGAGCUUGCGUGGCAUGGCGGACCCCGGGCAUUUGCCCUUUAUUCUGUGACUACUACAACCCUCCGGAAAAAUGCAAGUGGCAUUAUAAAUCCUGUGGACCACCAUGCCUACAAACCUGCAAAAAUCCAUCAGGAGCUUGCUCUGAUCAAAUUCCUCUCCUUGAAGGAUGUUUUCCUCAGUGUCCUCCAGAAACUCCAUAUCUAUUGGAUGAAACCAUGACUUGUGUUCAAAAAUGUAACUGUACCUAUGACAAUAAACAAUUUUCUGCUGGAUCAACGGUGUAUGAGGAUGGACCAUGUUUCAAAGCGGUAUGUGCUGAAAAUGGGAAAAUAGUGGGUAGUCAGUGGUGUAAUAUCACCACAACAGCAGGAACAUCUAGCACUAGCUCCACAACUACUACACGGUCAACCACAACUCCUCCAAUACCUACUACCACUACCACUACUACUGUAACACCACCAUCCACAACAACAGGAUCAUCUCCCUCUAGCUCUACAACUACUUCAGUGUCAACCACAACUCCUAGAAUACAUACUACAACUUCUACAAUACCUACUACCACUACUUCUGUGACACCGCCAUCCACAACAACAGGACCAUCUACCACUAGCUCCACAACUACUACAGGGUUAACCACAACUCCUCCAAUACCUACUACCACUACUACUAUAACACCACCAUCCACACCAACAGGAUCAUCUCCCUCUAGCUCUACCACUACUUCAGUGUCAACCACAACUCCUAGAAUACCUACUACAACAUCUACAAUACCUACUACCACUACUUCUGUAACACCGCCAUCCACAACAACAGGAACAUCUACCACUAGCUCCACAACUACUACAGGGUCAACCACAACUCCUCCAAUACCUACUACCACUACUACUAUAACACCACCAUCCACACCAACAGGAUCAUCUCCCUCUAGCUCUACCACUACUUCAGUGUCAACCACAACUCCUAGAAUACCUACUACAACAUCUACAAUACCUACUACCACUACUUCUGUAACACCGCCAUCUACAACAACAGGAUCAUCUACCACUAGCUCUACAACUACUUCAGUGUCAACCACAACUCCUAGAAUACCUACCACAACUCCUCCAAUACCUACUACCACUACUUCUGUAACACCGCCAUCCACAACAACAGGAACAUCUACCACUAGCUCCACAACUACUACAGGGUCAACCACAACUCCUCCAAUACCUACUACCACUACUACUAUAACACCACCAUCCACACCAACAGGAUCAUCUCCCUCUAGCUCUACCACUACUUCAGUGUCAACCACAACUCCUAGAAUACCUACUACAACAUCUACAAUACCUACUACCACUAAUUCUGUAACACCGCCAUCUACAACAACAGGAUCAUCUACCACUAGCUCUACAACUACUUCAGUGUCAACCACAACUCCUAGAAUACCUACCACAACUCCUCCAAUACCUACUACCACUACUUCUGUAACACCGCCAUCCACAACAACAGGAACAUCUACCACUAGCUCCACAACUACUACAGGGUCAACCACAACUCCUCCAAUACCUACUACCACUACUACUAUAACACCACCAUCCACACCAACAGGAUCAUCUCCCUCUAGCUCUACCACUACUUCGGUGUCAACCACAACUCCUAGAAUACCUACUACAACAUCUACAAUACCUACUACCACUACUUCUGUAACACCGCCAUCUACAACAACAGGAUCAUCUACCACUAGCUCUACAACUACUUCAGUGUCAACCACAACUCCUAGAAUACCUACUACAACUUCUACAAUACCUACUACCACUACUUCUGUAACACCGCCAUCCACAACAACAGGAACAUCUACCACUAGCUCCACAACUACUACAGGGUCAACCACAACUCCUCCAAUACCUACUACCACUACUACUAUAACACCACCAUCCACACCAACAGGAUCAUCUCCCUCUAGCUCUACCACUACUUCAGUGUCAACCACAACUCCUAGAAUACCUACUACAACAUCUACAAUACCUACUACCACUAAUUCUAAUACCCUACCACAACCUCCAAUACCUACUACCACUACUUCUGUAACACCGCCAUCCACAACAACAGGAACAUCUACCACUAGCUCCACAACUACUACAGGGUCAACCACAACUCCUCCAAUACCUACUACCACUACUACUAUAACACCACCAUCCACACCAACAGGAUCAUCUCCCUCUAGCUCUACCACUACUUCGGUGUCAACCACAACUCCUAGAAUACCUACUACAACAUCUACAAUACCUACUACCACUACUUCUGUAACACCGCCAUCUACAACAACAGGAUCAUCUACCACUAGCUCUACAACUACUUCAGUGUCAACCACAACCACGCCUAUCGAACAUCAGAAAGUAAUCACAACAACAUUCUCCACCUCUACUACUAGUACAUGUUUUUGCACAUAUGAAAAUGUAAAAUUCCCAGCUGGGUCAACCAUCAACAGUCUACAGGAUGAGUGCUAUAAGGCUUACUGCAACUCCACUUGCUUUAUUGUAAAAGAGAUUCAAUUUGACAAUGAUACGGUAAUAUGA
Messenger RNA from Puntigrus tetrazona (Sumatra barb), 6066 nucleotides. Its product is annotated as mucin-2. NCBI's taxonomy places the organism in Eukaryota, Metazoa, Chordata, Actinopteri, Cypriniformes, Cyprinidae. Gene Ontology annotation, cellular component: extracellular matrix. The record is from RefSeq and is a predicted model, not a curated record. The transcript has 32 exons. Bases 1 to 6066 code for a protein of 2021 amino acids. Gene Ontology annotation, molecular function: protein binding; peptidase inhibitor activity.